Phytophthora sojae is the source of this 1605-nucleotide messenger RNA. RefSeq lists its product as hypothetical. The transcript is spliced from 4 exons. The record is from RefSeq and is a predicted model, not a curated record. Gene Ontology annotation, molecular function: protein dimerization activity. The coding region runs from base 1 to 1605 and encodes 534 amino acids. NCBI's taxonomy places the organism in Eukaryota, Oomycota, Peronosporomycetes, Peronosporales, Peronosporaceae.
AUGGACCAAAACGGCCACCGCAACGAGGACCGGGCUAGCAGUGAAGUUGGCGUGUGGACCGAGUACAUUGUGGUUGUGCCACAUUGGGCCAACCCGAAGAAGCAGCACUGCGACGUGACGUGCAGGCACUGCUCCAAGCUCAUCAAGAAUGCCCAGCCCAAGAAAAACCUCCGCCCACACAUUCGCAGCUGUCCCUGCGCCCCAGCGGACGUCCGGGCUAAUUACCCUGUAACACCCUCCAAGCGAGAUCGUCCCGACACUUCCGAUAGGCCCCACAGUCCACCCAAGCGUUCGCGGCCUGAAAUGGCUACGAGUGUGCUAGGACCGGUCUCAGUGACUGAAAAGAAGGAGUUCCAUCUUCAGAUUGCCAAAGCGUUCUAUGCCUGCGGCAUUCCGUUUCGAGUCAUCGAAAAUGGAGCCAUGAGGUGUAUCCUGACGAAGUACCGGCCUAGAAUGACGCUCCCUUCACGCCAAGAUUUGGCGACCUCACUGCUUGAUAGCGCGUACGCGGAGGAAGUUGCCAGCGUUAUGGAGGUGCUGAGGGAGCAGCAAGCCGUAAUGCGACUGGUGAACCCGAUAAUCCAAGCUCUCGGCGCUCUCGAAAAGGAUGGGUGCUGCCUUUCGAUGGUGUAUGAAUACUUUCGUGGACUGAAAACCCACGUCAUCUACAACCGCGAAACUGAUGAUGUUGCUUCUGGUAUUCUUAACACGAUCCGAGGCCAGAUUAGCUCCCGCUGGAACACCCUCAAGCGCGAAUCAAUCCUCGCUGCAUUUUUACUGGACCCAACUAAGUCUACGGACGACUUUGAAGCUGUCAUGGCUUUUAUUCGCGUGAAGAAGUCCUGGACAGCCGAAGACCACGAAAAAAACGCGAGGGACACGCCAUUAGACUGGUGGCUGGUCAAGGUUAACAAGUUUCCGCUCCCACAUGCUUUGGCUACCCGCGUUUUGAGCAUCCCGACGUCGUCCGCUGCGAGUGAGCGCUCGUGGAGUGUUCACUCCUUCAUCCGCACCAAGCGACGAAAUCGGCUGAAACCCGAUGGCGUGGAAAAGCUAGCAUAUUUGUACUCGAAUGCGGGUGACAAGGCUGCAAAUAGUGCAGUGCACUAUCAAGUCAAUGCAGAAGAAGAGGGCGAAAGCAGCGCGAGUGAUGACUACAGCGAUGAUGACAUCGUUACGCCAAUUGCUCCCAACAGCUCCAGUCGCAUGCGCGGUAGUCGGUCUAAUACGGCGCACCGAUCACGAUUCUUCACGCCCUCGCAGACCGACCAACGUGAAGCUGUCCCACCCCCGCUAGCUCGAAGAACACUAUUUUCACCUGCACUAGCCAACCCGCUACCCGACCAAGCGACGAAUACCAGCACAGUAUGCAGUGACGAGGCUGCGGUCGCUCUUACGCAGUCGGUCGCUCUUACGCAGUCGGUCGCUCUUACGCAGUCGGUCGCUCCUACGCAGUCAGUCGCACUUACGCAGUCAACAAGCAGCGGAACCGUUUUCACGCGUGCUGAUGAGCACCAGCUUGUGCCACCGGUCGUGAGGCCGCCCGGAUCGGCAAGUGCAACAACACCGAGUCUACCAAAUAGCGAUCGUCUCGUAUUUUCAUAG